AUGACAGCAGAAGUAGCCGCCAAUGGCGCCGAUGUCUCAAGGCUCGAGGCCCUCAUCCGCGACAACGCUCGCAAGACCAAAUCCAUCUACGCCAACACAACCUCAGACCCAUCUGCCCGUAAGCGCAUAAAGCUGGAUCCCGGCCUGGCAUCCGAAGACCCCGACAUCACGAAAUCGUCCCUCUCCCUCCGCCUUCACGCCGAAUACAGCGAUGUCCAAACCCUCCCCGAAUACAUCGCCAAAAAGCUGCCCGCCGCCGGCCCGCGCAAGAGAAAGACCAAAGCCGCCGAGGAACCGCCGUCCAAGUCAGAAGAGCACGCGCGCAAGUUGAUAGAGGGAAUUCCAGUGAGCAAGACGGCCGGCGGAGCAGGAGGCGUCGGUUCCAGCGCUCUGGUCCUCUCCCGCAACAAACCCACCGGCGCCGGCGCCGGCGCAAAGACCCAACAACGCAACGAACCACAGAACAUGUCUCUCAGCAGGCGACCCGAUAGCAUGUUGGCGCAGCCGCGGCCGGACUGGCACGCACCAUGGAAGUUGCAGCGCGUCAUCAGCGGCCAUCUGGGUUGGGUCCGGGCGCUGGCGGUGGAACCGAACAACCAGUGGUUUGCAUCGGGCGCUGGGGACCGUACCAUCAAGAUUUGGGAUUUGGCGUCGGGCCGGCUGCGGCUGACGCUGACUGGGCAUAUUUCAACGGUGCGCGGGCUGGCCGUGUCGCCGAGGCAUCCCUACCUGUUUUCGUGCGGCGAGGAUAAGAUGGUGAAGUGUUGGGACUUGGAGACGAACAAGGUGAUCCGCCACUACCACGGCCACCUCUCGGGCGUGUACGCCCUCAAACUACACCCCACGAUCGACGUGCUCGUCACAGGCGGGCGCGACGGCGCGGCCCGCGUGUGGGACAUGCGCACGCGCAGCAACGUGCACGUGCUGUCGGGCCACACGGGCACGGUGGCGGACCUCGUCUGCCAGGAGGCCGACCCGCAGGUCAUUACGGGCAGCCUGGACUCGACGGUGCGCAUGUGGGACCUGGCGGCUGGCAAGACGAUGGGGGUCCUGACGCACCACAAGAAGGGCGUGCGCGCGCUGGCCACCCACCCGACCGAGUUCACCUUCGCCAGCGGCAGCACGGGAACCAUCAAGCAGUGGAAGUGCCCCGAGGGCGCCUUCAUGCAGAACUUUGAGGGCCACAACGCCAUCAUCAACACCAUGUCGGUCAACGCCCAGAAUGUCUUUUUCUCGGGCGGCGAUAACGGGUCCAUGAGCUUCUGGGACUGGAAGUCCGGCCACCGGUUUCAGGCGCUGGAUACCACGGCGCAGCCUGGUUCGCUGGAUGCCGAGUCUGGGCUGAUGAGCUCCAUAUUUGAUAAUUCUGGUUCGAGGUUGAUAUGCGGAGAGGCGGAUAAGACUAUCAAAAUCUGGAAGGAGGAUCCGACUGCCACGCCAGAAUCACAUCCCCUCGAGUGGAAGCCGACAUUAUCAAGGAGGAAGUUUUAA
Molecule: messenger RNA, 1491 nt
Organism: Chaetomium globosum CBS 148.51
Lineage: Eukaryota; Fungi; Ascomycota; Sordariomycetes; Sordariales; Chaetomiaceae
Exons: 3
Coding region: 1-1491 (496 amino acids)
Biological process (GO): mRNA splicing, via spliceosome
Cellular component (GO): Prp19 complex; precatalytic spliceosome; catalytic step 2 spliceosome
Molecular function (GO): protein binding
Source: RefSeq, a predicted model, not a curated record